Molecule: messenger RNA, 1285 nt
Organism: Exophiala viscosa
Lineage: Eukaryota; Fungi; Ascomycota; Eurotiomycetes; Chaetothyriales; Herpotrichiellaceae
Product: prenyl protein peptidase
Exons: 3
Coding region: 182-1213 (343 amino acids)
Biological process (GO): CAAX-box protein processing
Cellular component (GO): endoplasmic reticulum membrane
Molecular function (GO): metalloendopeptidase activity
Source: RefSeq, a predicted model, not a curated record
CUUGAACUUGUACCCUUGAAUUCAUUCGUUAUUGCUGGUAUUUUCGUCAUCGUAACAACAAAACCUCCCCCUUUCUCAAUCCUCAAACCUCCGCCACAAAGAGCUACACCUUGUUACAAAAUAUCCCAUCUCCAUAUUGUAAGCCCGGUCGCUUUGCUGGCAUUUACAGCUACUUGUCACAAUGAUGGCACCGGUUGACCUCUACAACAAGCUCAAAACGACUUACUUUGGCCAUCAAGAAGACAAGCCCAUCAUAUCAACCACCACGGCAGCAUGUCUCUCGGUCGUCUUCACGUUGCUCUACGUUGUACCUUUCUAUCUAUUCCAGGCAACCCGACCAUCGCCCACACUAAAUCGAGAUGCACCAUCAGUCAUUCGAGCUCGCAUUAGAACAGUAACCUUGGCCUGCGUGGUGGCUUCUUCAGCAACCCUCUAUUUACUUGUUGUGACAGCCAAAUUGACAGCCCUCGAUGCAGCCCAUCUGCUAGGAUGGUGGCCGGUCCGGAUGGUUGACGUGUUCAAGUCCUGUGCGCUGACCCUUCUCCUCUUUCUUGGCCCCGUCUGGGAGAAGCUCUUCAUAGAGGGGCAUUGGGACGACUUACGCCGAGGACGCAAACUUGUCGAGUCUUUGAAGAGUUGGCAAGGCUAUCGUAACUACGUGGCCGGUCCCAUCACUGAAGAAGUCAUCUUCCGAUCGAUCCUCGUGCCAUUGCAUCUGCUGGCCAAAGUAUCGCCAACAAAGGUCGUGUUUUUGACGCCCCUUUAUUUUGGAAUAGCUCAUGUGCAUCACUUCUACGAAUUCACCUUGACGCAUCCUCACACUCCGUUACUGCCAGCACUCUUGAGAUCUGUCUUCCAAUUCGGAUAUACGACCCUUUUUGGCUGGUUUGCAGCGUUCAUCUAUCUGCGGACGAGCUCGCUAUACGCAUGUGUCAUCAUCCACGCCUUUUGCAACUGGGUUGGUCUUCCACGAUUUUGGGGCCGUGUGCAACGUAGGGAGGAAUACCCUCUUCCACCAGUCGCGACAAGGGGAAAGGAUGACACGGAUGCGAUCCAAGUACAUGGCUUUGCGGGACGAUUGGACGUGAAAUGGACGGUGAUAUACUACGCGCUGUUAUUGACUGGUGCAUACGGCUUCUAUGCUGGGCUCUGGCCCCUGACAAACUCCUCGAAGGCGUUGGCAGAUUUUAGUGGAAAGCUCAAGCAUAGAUAGGGGUCAUGCAAGGCUGAGCUCGGCUCAAAGGGUCAUUUAUGUCCGAGAAGUAGCGACGUAAUUCCGACCUCA